GGCGACAAGAGUGGCAUCGAAGAACACGGUAGCGGAGAAAAUCCGAGGCAAUCGUUCAUUCCCGAUACGAUACCAUACCGUACGAUACUACCGGUGCCGCACUCCUGCCCAGCGUGCAAUUCAUUAGAAAGUCUCAACGAUCCGAUAUCAAACGGGUCGAUAGAAGAAAUGCGAAGAGAAUGUGGCGAGAUGAUCGCGCUCUUGGAUCCCGGGUUGCUUUCCGGGAUGUUGGGAGAGGUACCGUAUGUCUCAUGUUAGUAAUGAGGCCUCCCCAGGUCAUUGGAUGGCGAUGGUCUGACAGGCCAGAUCGCCUCAUUUUCUUCAGCGACCAGUACUGGACCUCGACCUCGUGAAGGAUUCUGGAUCGGUCUCCGAAUUUUUGGAAACCCUCGACACCCCUACAAAUUCCUGUGCUAUUUCUGCAUUCAAGCGACACUGAGGACGCAGUAUCAGGGCCUGGAAUACAGACAUGCAAUCAGUCAACUUUGGGGACGGCAAUGCCCACUGCGGCAACAUAACAGGUAGUUUCAAUAUCUAUAAGUCCGAUGAGGAUGCACGGAUUCUGCGCUGGCUCUCGCCACUCGAGCCGAACCACAGACAUCAGGGCGUGCGCAACGAUCGAUAUGAUGGUGUCGGAGAUUGGUUUUUGGAAAUAAGCGAGUUUCGGGAGUGGAGAAGUAGCGAGGGUGGAGGCGAUGGGGCAGUCUUGUUUUGCAGCGGGAAUCCCGGAGUGGGAAAAACUUGUCUGAGGUAGGUUCAGAGGUUCUUCGAGGGAAGUGAAUGCGGCUGACAGCUAGAAAUACUAGUUCUCUAGUGAUCGACCAGUUGUGCGAUCAGGCAAAGAAGAAAGAUAUCGCGGUUGCCUGCUUCUACUGCGACUAUAAAGCCCAGCAAGAGCAGACCACCACCAGCAUGGUGGGGGCGAUUCUAAAACAGCUGGUAGGGAGAAGGGACAUCCCGGAUUAUGUACGCGGGGCGUUCCAAGAAGCGAAGAAGGAGAUUGGGGGUAGAGGGCUGCGACUUGCUGAUCUGAUGGGAAUGCUGAGAAUCGCCAUUGCUUCGAUACACCAGGCCUUUAUCUGUAUAGAUGCCUUGGACGAAUGCUUACCGCAGCAUCUUCCAGAACUCCUUGAAUCGCUAAGGGAUAUUGUUCGGGAGUCACCAGGGGUGCGGGUAUUCCUCACCGGGAGGCCCCACAUAAAAGAAGAGAUUCAAAGAUAUUUCUCCCAAGCGGUUGUGGUACCCGUCAGUCCCAACAAAGAUGAUAUUAGGAGCUAUGUCGAGCGGAGGCUAGACCGGGAUGCCGAACACGAGGCAAUGAACGAGGAAUUGAGGGUCGAUAUUGUUAGAACUAUCGUCGAAAAGAUAUCGGAUAUGUGGGUAGCAGCAUUUAGAAUUCCCCCCCCCUUCAAUGAUGUGUACUGAGUAGCGACCACGUGUAGAUUUUUACUUGUUUCUCUAAAUAUGGAUGCCAUUCUGGG
Molecule: messenger RNA, 1481 nt
Organism: Tuber aestivum (summer truffle)
Lineage: Eukaryota; Fungi; Ascomycota; Pezizomycetes; Pezizales; Tuberaceae
Source: the annotation of a GenBank genome assembly